Messenger RNA from Xenopus laevis (African clawed frog), 1377 nucleotides. It is a transcript of the gene mtch2.L, whose product is annotated as mitochondrial carrier 2 L homeolog. Gene Ontology annotation, biological process: positive regulation of apoptotic process. Gene Ontology annotation, cellular component: mitochondrion; membrane; mitochondrial outer membrane. NCBI's taxonomy places the organism in Eukaryota, Metazoa, Chordata, Amphibia, Anura, Pipidae. The record is from RefSeq and is marked provisional.
AUGGCGGAUACAAGCAGUCAGCUAAUGUUGGGCGCCGGCCUGACAGUUUUGUCGCACCCGAUGAUGUAUGUAAAGGUGCUGGUGCAGGUGGGACAUGAGCCACUACCACCAACAUUGGGAAGAAACCUUUUUGGACGUCAGGUCUACCAACUCCCAGGUCUUUUCUCCUAUGCCAAACACAUCAUUAGUAUCGAUGGGAAGAGCGGCCUCUUCAAGGGCUUGGUUCCCAGACUCUGUGCAGGAGCCAUUGGGACUGUGGUGCACAGUAAUGUCUUGCAGCGCUAUCAGGAUCCUGAUGCUACUGAAGAAAAUGAACAGAAAGAUAGCUCAACCUCACUGGAUCUCAUUGUCAAAGAGACAACUCAGGAGAUGGUUGCCCGUUCUGCAGCUGCCCUUGUUACACAUCCCUUACAUGUGAUCACGCUACGCUGUAUGGUGCAGUUUAUAGGAAGAGAGACCAAAUAUAGUGGGCUCUUUGGAUCCAUUGCGACGAUAUACAGAGAGGAAGGCAUUCUUGGCUUUUUUGCGGGAUUUAUACCAAGGCUUUUAGGGGACAUAUUUUCCCUAUGGAUCUGCAACAUGGCAGCUUAUCUCAUAAACAAGUACGCUCUGGAAAAUGGGGCAGGCGGAGAGAUGAAAAGUUAUUCUCGGGCAUUUACUGGGUUCCUGGCCAGUAUUCUGACGUACCCUUUUGUCCUGGUUUCCAAUAUCAUGGCUGUGAAUAACUGUGGGUUGGCCGGGGGGCUGCCUCCUUAUGCUGCUGCAUAUACCUCUUGGACAGAUUGCUGGACACAACUCAGCAAGGAGGGGAACACAAAUCGGGGCAACAGCCUGUUCUUCCGCAAGGUGCCUGAAGGGAAGAGAUACGUGCUAGAACACAAGAGAUUUUAUUGAAGGUAGAAGGCGCUCGAUCCGGUCAACCAGGCCUGCUUGUUCCGCGUGGGAGGGGCUAAAGGCGGAAAGUCGUUUAAUAUGUUCAUAGAUUGUUUACAAUAUUUUUUUUUUUUUUUAAAUGAUCAUUCAUUCUCCAGAACACAAUGCUUUCUUGGUAUAAUCUGUUUGACCUGUUCAAGAGUCGCGCCAGUCUCUGCCAGAGAGGAGGGAGAGUAUUAAGCAGCUAAAGGGUUAAGCAUACAGCGUACGUUAUGAUCUCUUCAUUGUCUAUGCAUCGAAAUCUCCAGUUUGUACCUUUCUACCCAAAGUCUAUUGGUGGAGUAAAUGCGGCAGAAUCUGCUAGAUCCCACUUCCAAACUUCAUUCUCUGCACAGCGUCGCAGGCCACUUUGGGGCAAAAUCGUGCCCUUUGUUUUUAAAAAUGCAUAGAAAAAAAAAAAGUGAAAAUUACAGAGAAUAAACUUUGGAGAAAUUAAAAAAAAAA